This is a messenger RNA of Mus musculus (house mouse), 3639 nucleotides long. RefSeq names its product stabilizer of axonemal microtubules 2 (gene Saxo2). The coding region runs from base 784 to 2136 and encodes 450 amino acids. NCBI's taxonomy places the organism in Eukaryota, Metazoa, Chordata, Mammalia, Rodentia, Muridae. Gene Ontology annotation, molecular function: microtubule binding. The transcript is spliced from 4 exons. The record is from RefSeq and is a predicted model, not a curated record.
GCGCAUCUAGAACAUCACCGGAAGCCACGUCGUUUCCCUUCAACUUGGAGUUCCGCGGUCGCCUUGACGACGGCGGACGCUGUAGCUGCUCUGAAGUGUGCCAGCCUAAGCCUGCGGAGGGGGACGCUGGAGCGCAGAGCAUGAGGAACUGGUGUCUGUGCCAGAUUUGCACCUGCGGCUCUAUCAGAACUUUUAUAUGUACGUGACCUAUGCACUCUGCUCCUGGAUUUUCCAAGUAUCUUGGACCCUGCAUAGGACAAAAUCACUUCAGCACUUUCCAGCACCUCCUUUGCAGCAGACAUUGCUGAGUCUCAUGAGUCUUCUGACUUUAGAGUUUCCUAGACAUGGAGGACUAGAGGAGCUGUCUAACCAGGAUGCUUCACAACAACUCCCAGCUCCACUCUCUCUUGGCCUCUACUGUAUUCUGUGUCCCACAAAAAAUAAAUAAUAAAAAUGGACUCUGCUCUGCCUUCUUCCUUUUGUACCUAUCCUAUGAUUCAAAGUAACAUGUUGCUAUCUGUUGUAGGUGAAACCUAAGCAGAAAACCUGUUUGCCAUGCAUCUGGGAAGCUCACUUUCUAGCUUUCCUGCUUCAGUAGCAUAAGAAGUAGCUAAACUCUUAUGAGCCAACUCAGUUUGCUAUGCAAGGCUUCACUAUGAUUUAUCGUUUUUAUAAACACCAGUGCAGAGGGGGAAAGCUGCGCUACGGUUCAGAAGGUGUGUUAAAGUCACUGGGGACCUGUUAAACAUGCAAUGACCACACAAGAUGUUUUAAAGGGAAAUAAUGUUUCAGCUUAUUUGUUUGUACAGACGGCAUCGCUGUCCACAUGGAACCACAAGGGUUUAUGAAUAUUCUGACGUAUCUUGCCCCACGACGGAGUAUUUGGAAAAAUAUCCAAAAUAUGGCGGUGUUCUUCCACCUCAGAGCCUUAAGCCAAAGCAAGGAUUUCAAGCAUACCGUGGUAAAAUGGAAGGAAUAACCACAUUUAAGUCAGAUUAUCGCCCUUAUGAAAUAGUCAAGCAGCCUCGCCACAUACCUGAAGAAUAUAAACCCAAACAGGGGAAAAUUGAUCUUGGUACUACCUACAAGCGAGAUUUUAAUCCUUACAAAGUACAGCCUUUGAUAAAAGUCCGGCCUGUGGAAAGACAACAAGUUAAAAAAGGAAAGUUGGACACUGUCCCAACUUAUAAAGAUGAUUAUAGAUCUUGGGAUAUUCAGAAAUGUGAACUGUGUAAACCAGAGCAAGCUUACCAUCCCCCAGAUGUGAAAUUCGGAAACUCAACUACAUUUCAGGAUGACUAUGUUCCCCAGGAGAUAAAGCCUAGGCAAAGCUUUAAGCCCUGCUCUGUGGUCAAGUGUUCUGUAGGCCCUUUUAAUGGUGAUACAAGUCAUCGUCGAGAUUAUGUACCUCAUCAGCUAGAAGUCAAGUUUGCAAGGCCAAAAGAAAUUUAUAAGCCUACUGACCAGCCUUUUGAGGAUCUCACCACUCACCGGAAUGACUUUCAGGGUCUUGCUGGUGAAACUGCAAAAAUCUGCAGACCUGCCUAUACCAGAGUGACCCAAAACAUUCAGUUUAAAGGAAGUACUGAAUUCCGUGACAGUUUCCAACCAUGGGAAAUCCCACCACCCAAAGUCAAGAAAGUGGCAGAGUAUGUACCUCCUUCAGGAAGCAUGCAGUUAAACAGCACCAGCCACCUCGACUAUGUUCCCUAUCAGGCCAGCCGCGUAGUUGCCAUUAGACCAGUUUCUCACAGAAGGCAAAGCAAUUUUCCUUUCCAAGGAAAAAGCACCACGAAGGAAGAUUUUCCAGCAUGGGAAAUUUGUCGCCAAGGACUUAUUAAGCAGCAGCAACAAAUUCCCAACCCAUCUGGAAAAUUUGAGGGUUUGAGCACUUUCAGAUCUCACUUUGUGCCACAUGAAUUGAUUCCAACAGAGAGCUGCAAACCUUUAAAUGAAGCUCUUAAGAGUUCAGUUCCACUUGAUGAUGUCACCAUGUAUUCUAUACAGUUCACACCGAAGAAACAGGAAAUCUGCCCAGCUAGCUAUCCUUCUCCUCCUGGUUAUAUAUUUGAAAAUACAAAUUCCCAAGGACAUAAAUUCUUUCGCAAGAUUAUUCCUGCAGUGAAGGCCUUUUAGUAAUCAAUGUUUAAAAGAAAGCUAAUGAGAUUUUGAUUUUUAAAGAGAAACCCCAACUUUUAUAGUAAAAAUAUGAGAGCUAUACAAUUUUUAGCUUUUUGAACAAGUUGGAACAUAAAGAUCAGAAUUGAUAAAUCCAUAUAUUUUGAACCAAGAUCAUCCUGUUUAGCACAGGCUACCCUGGAACUUGCAGUCCUCCUGUGUCAGUCUUCUGAUCCAAGAUUAUUCUUUAACAGGCAUAUCUGAAGGCUAAAUGAUAGGUACGCCCAUUUAUACAUGCUGACUCUUAGUUUGUUGUCACCUCAUUUUACACUUAUGCAAUUAUACAGCUCCUCUCAUCAUCAUUUAUCAAGUAUAUUGGGACUAUCUAGAAAAAAAUUGAAGAUAAGCUAUAAAUUACACUUUUCAAAAAAUCCAGGUUUAACUCAUUGAUUGAUUGAUUGAUUCAUUCAUUCAUUCAUCUUCAGUACAUCUACAGAGAAUAGGACAAGUCAAGUUUUGGUUGGUGAUGUCAGAGACUACUGCUCUGUUUCUUGCCCUGUUCAAAAUAGCAAGAGACAUUGUGGCUUGAAGAGGAAAUGUCCUAUAGGAUGGGACUCAGAGGACCAGAGUUCAAGUACUGAUAUCUUCGGUUUAUAUUUGAGCCACUGUAAGCAACCUCUUGCAUACACACGCCUGUGGUUCAUCUGUUAAAGAAUAUUGAUUCUGCCUACCUCACAAAAGUUUGUUGGGAGUAUCAAAUUCUAUAAUACAUUUAAAUGCAUAAAGUAAAAAUGUAAGGGGCUAUUAAACACUCGGAUAACUUUUUGAACUUUUUCAUUUUCAAAUAAGGAUAGUUACAAACUUAAUACUCAUUACUUGGUCUCCAUACAGCAAGGACUAUAAAAUAACCUAAUUUGCUUUGACUAAAGUCAUAAAUGAGUAAUGUGUGUUUGUAAGAGGCAUCUGCCCACUAUAGCUUCAUAAACACCCUAUAAGUUAUAGCAGAAAAUAGAGAACCUAGAUUAAAUACUCGGAUGUAAAUGGCUGUAUUUUCAAAAGGAAAAAUAUUUGCUUAAAAAGUUGUAGGGAAGACUUCCAGUUCUGACAAAAUUUUCAGGAUAAACCUAGGUAUGUGUUCAUUCAGUGGCCACAUCCAGAAACAUUGUUCAUUUAUGAGGGCUAUAACUACCUUGUUCAUUACUGAAAGUAUAAAGUGCAAAGAAGGACGGGGAAGAGAUACCAGUAAAGGACCUAGAAAUAGCAUACUAUACUUACAAAUGUUGAAUGCUUCAAGUGAGUGUUUUAAUAAAUGAUCAUGUAUGGAAAAUAAGAUUGACUUCAAUUUAAAAUGAAUUGUAAUGUUUCACAGUUUAAGAAUAUUACUAAGAGUGAAUUAAAAACAUGUAAUAACUAAUUUUAAUUAAUUGAAAGCAAUUCUCCAUAUUUGCAUUUAUUAUAAAAAGAUAAAUGAAAAAUUAUGUUUUAUGUAUAAUCUGAUUAAUAAAAUGUAUUGAUUUUCAU